UCGCACCUGAUUCAACUCAUUAAAUUAUUUAUUCAUAUCAUUACAACAUGUAUAAAGUUUUAGACGAAAAAACCAAAAAUGAAGUAUUUUCUUAUAUCGAAAGAACUGUGGAAGAUGCAAAUUUUUUCGAAUAUAAAAUAGAUUUUCAAGUGGUACCAAUUUUCUACAGGUUUGAACUAGACUGGCUUAUCGUCUUGACACAUAUAAAAGGAGUUGAUUAUAAGAAAAACAAAUUAUAUCUGGAUUUAACUCUUAAAAUAAGUGAAAAAUGUGAAAGUGAAAACGUUUUAAGACAAUUUUUUAAAAGGGAGCAAUAUCUUUUUAAAAAUGUAGUACACGUUUUAGUAAAACUGUGUAGGAAAAACAAAGUGAGAUGUCCGCCGCUUCCUUUACCUAUGUGUUAUAAAAUGUUUUCUACAGAUGACAGAGAUGUGUUAGUUUAUAAUAACUUGUUUUCCAUGGGGUUUAAACCACUUCGAAGUAGAGGAGGUUCAAGACCAAUUCCAGUUAACAUAAUUUUAAAGAAAUUGGCUGAAUUCCAUGCUCUUUCCUUUUGUGUAUUUGAUCAGUGUAGCGAGGAGUUUCAGGAAGUUUUGUCAAAGUGGGUACCAGAUAUUCAAUCUUUACUAGUAUCCUUAAACCUAGAAGAUAAUCUAAAAACAGGUCUAACAGUUGUUGCUGAUAUGUUGGUGGAAGAAAAAAGAUUUGAUCUGAAGGAGAAAAUGGAUAAGGAUUUAAAAGAUGGUUUUUUCGCUAUUGCUAAUAAAGUACUGUCCGAUAUCCCUGAGGAAACUGUAGUAAUUCAUGGAGAUCUAUGGGAUCAUAAUAUUUUAGUUCAAUAUGAGAGAGACAAUCCGGACGUUGCUAAAGAUGUAAAAUUUUUAUGCUGGAAUAUGUCAACUGUUCAUUCUCCCGUACUGGAUUUGGGAUAUUUCUUGUAUUUUAUCUAUUCCGAAGACAUAAAUCAAAACUUUGAAAGUUACGUAGAGUAUUACUAUAUGGAAUUUUGUAAUUUUGUAGCGAGGGUAGGAAGUGACCCAAAGAAGUUUCCGUUUUUGACUCUCUUAGACCAUUUUAAAAGAUAUUCCAUAAUUAAUUUGCUGGUUGCUCUUGGUGGAAUUCCAGUAGUAAUAGUUGAUCAGCAUCUUGGACCAGGCAAAGAGGAUUUCGAACCUUUUACUUACUCUGAUCUUCAAGAUGAUGUUAAGAAUAUUAUUAAAACAAAAAUAAUUGGUAUUCUCGAAUUACAUUAUAAGUAUUUUGGAGACUAGUUUAAUAAAAAUUAUUAUGAAUUCUUUAUUUUAUUUGAAUCGUUGUCGC
Molecule: messenger RNA, 1320 nt
Organism: Diabrotica balteata
Lineage: Eukaryota; Metazoa; Arthropoda; Insecta; Coleoptera; Chrysomelidae
Source: the annotation of a GenBank genome assembly